This is a messenger RNA of Cotesia glomerata, 1144 nucleotides long. RefSeq lists its product as uncharacterized. Bases 252 to 893 code for a protein of 213 amino acids. Lineage: Eukaryota; Metazoa; Arthropoda; Insecta; Hymenoptera; Braconidae. The transcript is spliced from 5 exons. The record is from RefSeq and is a predicted model, not a curated record.
CAGUCGAUAAAAUAUUGAUCUUGUAUUAUGUCAGCAAAAUGCUUUUCUGGGAAUUCUUUAUUUAUGUCUUUGAUUUUUUAUGGAUUGUGAGUUGUAAAUAAUAACACACAAUAGAUAAACAGUGCAAUUGUGCAUUCGUUGCGUUAAUAUGGUCAAGUGUAUAACCCUAAAGUGUUUUCUGUUUUGAAAGUUUAAAACUUGCUGUUUAUUUACGUAAAAUAGUUUUCUUAAAUUAAAAGUCAUAAUUAAGUAUGAACCCAUUCGCAGCGGCAGCGUUAACAGCAUGUUGUUUGGUUGUUGGAGCUGUUGCAGCUACUAUAUAUGCUUUUUCACGACGUCAAUACAACAAUCAUCAUGAAAAUCAUCACAAUCAUCAAAAUGAAUUUAAUCCAGGAAGAGCUCGUAACUUAACUUGUCCAUUUUGUGGACAGGCUGUAGUUGCUAAUGAUUAUCCACUAGCUUGCGGUCAUUUGUGUCAUGUAACUUGUUUUAGAGCACAGCCUGCAAGUAGAAGAGACAAUUGUUCAUUUUGUUACGAUGAUCAAGAUUAUGAAGUAUUAGAUGAUCAAGAUGAUGAAGCAGUAGUAGUAAGAGGAUCAUUUUCAAGAAUGCAUGAAGAAGUUAGAUACCGACCGAAUCAUCAAUCUCCGUCAAAUAUUAAUGAAAAUGAUGUGACUCCUGCAUCAGCUCCUGAAUCAACGUCGGGGACAGCAUCGACAACAAAAGAAGUCUGUUGUGCAUUUUGUAGAGUAUGGCUAGAGAUUUCUGUAGACCAGAAACAAUUAACUUGUGGUCACUAUGCCCAUAAUAAUUGUUUUGAGAAAUUAAAACAUUUAGUAAAGUGUCAAGAAUGUGUUAGUAAUGAUUCAUCAGACUCGGAAGACGAAAUAUAAUCUCCGUCACAUUUCGUUCCCAAAUACUAAUUGAUCUGCUUAGAAGUUAAUUAAUUUAUUAUUAGAAGGCUAGAUUUUACUUGAUACUCUAUUAAAUAAUAUAUUAGAAGUAAUUAUUAUUCAUAAUUUAUUUUUCUUCUUCAUUUUUUUUGGAGCAAUGAAGAACAAGAUAUUAUAUAUUUGUUACAUAAGUAAAAUGACGUGGUGUACUUUAUUGAGAUCUGAUAAAUAAAUUGCGCUUUGUGAUAAAA